AACAGGUGGAGGGGAGAAUUAACAAUCAGAUCUUGGGAGGUAAAAUGUUAGCCCAACAGGUGGUAUGGAUGAGUACCAACAAACUGUCAGGCAACCUUGGCAAAUCUUUGUAGGGUAACCAGUGAUUGACUAGCAUGUGGUCUGAAAAGAAAUAGUCUUUAAGUUAGUUACUGGAAGUCUGGGCAGGCUCUUUUCUCACCAUGAAGGUUGAUUUUUUUUUCAAUGCUUCGAGAUGCAAGAGGUACAAGAAUUAACAUUAAACUAUUCAUGACCUUAUUUUUGUUCAUCAAGUCUUAUGAUACAGAGAUUUAGUUUUAUGCUAUCUGAAAGUGCCUUUUUUAUUAUGUAGCUAUCAUCUCGUGUUUAUAUUAUAAAACACAAUUUUUUUGGUUGCAGGAUAUCAGUCUGAUGAGGAAUGCAGUAGAUAGAUUGGAUUCUACUAUGACACAAAAGAUCACUGACUUCUGGAAUGAGCAAUUCAACACAAAGUACAAUCAGUUAGAUGAAGAUAAAAGAACUGAACUUAAAAAUGAGUUUAUUGAAAAGCUCAAGUCUGAAGUUACUUGCGGCCCUGCAAUGCUAAAGAACUAUAGGGAAUACAAGCUUACAAUUCUAGGAAACCUUCAUUUCAAAAAAAUUAAGGCUGAGGAAAAGACAAGUGAAGAACCACCUUAUAAAAAACAAAGAACCAGGGCAGUCAAUGGUCAAGCUGAAGUUGCAAAUGAUGCAGAAGACAAACCAAAGAAAACAAAAACACCAGAAGGGAAAGUGACUAAAAGAAAACGAAGAACACAAGAGAGAGAAAUCAAGGAGGCUGAGAACAGUAGUGCUGCUUACAGUCAGUUUGCGGUGUCUCAUUUACUUCAAACACAUUCACUAAACAAUGAUCCUACAGACAGAAAGACACAAGUGUGGGGUUGUGAAUUUGAACCAGAUCCUGAGAGAGAAGGUCACACCACCACAACUUGUGCUACAUGUGGAGGAGAUUCUGUUUGCUUUGUGGACUGCAGUACUGGACGUGUCAUGAAAAAAUACAAACAACCUGGAGAAACAUUUUACUGUUUAGCAUGGACUACGGUUUAUUUAGACUUUGAUACUGAUAAGAAACGGAAAGGCAACCUUAUUGCUGCGGGAGGAUUUCAAAAUGACAUAAAAAUAAUAGAACCAAAUCAGCUAGUUUGCUUUGAAGAAAUUCAGGGACACAAAGGUGUUUUAGAAUGUCUUAUGUUUCAUCCUCAUCAUCCCACAUGGCUGCUUAGUGCUGCAGAUGAUAACACUAUUAUGGUUUGGGAAAUAGGUCUGCCUAAAGCAGCUGAGUACCAGGGAAAAUCACAGCUCCUGCUGACACUGAAAUCUCGCUCAAUAGUGCGCUUAUUUUCAAUUCCUCCACAUGGCAAAGUAGUUGUGGGAGGAUGUGACGAUGGCUGCUAUGUCUGGAAUCUCUUUGAUAAUAAAACUGAUAAAGCUGAUAAAAAGGAUAAGACAAGGACACAUUUUGGAAAGUUAGAUUUUCCUGGUAAAAAGACAAUUCCUUUAGACAGUAUUGUGUGCUUGUCAAACAAAAUGAUUGCAACUAAGCGAGUUGAAGAAGGUUGCAUCCAUAUUUGGCACUCAGAGUCAGAAAUGAUGAAGAAUGACUUCAGAGUAGCUCACAAGCUUCCAUGGAGACUCACUGAAGUUCCUUUCUUGAAAUUCAGCUUUGUACCAGCAUGCUCAGUGUUGUUGGCUGGAGAUGAUACAGGAUCUGUUUGGUUGUAUGAUGUGGCAACAAAUGUGUUAGCAACAAAGAGUGAUGAUGCAAAACAGACACAGGUAAAACAAACACAGGUGAGGAGUUCUGUAUGAUUGCUUUAGAACAUUUCAGUAUACCUUUCUCUAUAAGGGGAACCAAAUGUAAAACAUACCAUAGGUGAUAACAAUUACUUUGAAUCCUCUCUGCUGAGUGGUUUUUUUUUUUUUCUUUUUAGCUUAGUUAUACAUACAUUCUGAUUGGUUCUUAGUUGUGAUCUGUUAGAGGACAGAUGCAUAGAUGACAUCACCAUUAACAGCAGUUCAUUUCUGUAUCAUAUGAAAGAAAGAGAUUCUAUGUGCUGUAUGUCUGUUCAGCAAUUGAUCACAGAUAAAGUCAAAGUGUGGUAAAAACAAAAGGGGUACACAAGGCCCAGACAAGGGUAUCACUGAUGUGGAAUAAUGGUGAAUUUUGACCUUUCUUUGUUUUGGUUUAUUUAUUUAUUAUUUUUUUAUUUACGUAUGAUGCA
Stylophora pistillata is the source of this 2258-nucleotide messenger RNA. RefSeq names its product leucine-rich repeat and WD repeat-containing protein 1. NCBI's taxonomy places the organism in Eukaryota, Metazoa, Cnidaria, Anthozoa, Scleractinia, Pocilloporidae. Gene Ontology annotation, biological process: establishment of protein localization to chromatin; chromatin organization. Gene Ontology annotation, molecular function: protein binding; chromatin binding. The record is from RefSeq and is a predicted model, not a curated record. Gene Ontology annotation, cellular component: nuclear origin of replication recognition complex.